Messenger RNA from Rhinichthys klamathensis goyatoka, 1779 nucleotides. RefSeq lists its product as uncharacterized. The record is from RefSeq and is a predicted model, not a curated record. Gene Ontology annotation, biological process: regulation of mitotic cell cycle; negative regulation of apoptotic process; protein autophosphorylation. Gene Ontology annotation, cellular component: cytoplasm. NCBI's taxonomy places the organism in Eukaryota, Metazoa, Chordata, Actinopteri, Cypriniformes, Leuciscidae. The transcript is spliced from 11 exons. The coding region runs from base 1 to 1683 and encodes 560 amino acids. Gene Ontology annotation, molecular function: ATP binding; protein serine/threonine kinase activity.
AUGAAUGUGAAGAAACUUGUGCAAGCCUCAGGCCGCUCCAGAUCCAGGAGAGCUGCUUUCUCUCAGACGGCUGGUCAGGAGGUCCGGCUCACAGGAGGAAGGAGUGGCAGAGCGGCAGCCAGAAGAGCCCAGAUGAUGGACGUCCGUCCACUUCACCUAAACACUCUCGCAGAGACUCAUCAUCAUCUUUAUCUUCAUGGAUAUUUAACACAGUCUUCGUCUUCUGAGUUGUCUGUUUCUGUGUCCACAGGUCCGGCUCACAGGAGGAAGGAGUGGCAGAGCGGCAGCCAGAAGAGCCCAGAUGAUGGACGUCCGUCCACUUCACCUAAACACUCUCGCAGAGACUCAUCAUCAUCUUUGUCCGUCUCUGAGGACAAUGUGGAGAGGAGGUUAUGCAGAGAGUUGUUGAGGCUGAGCAGCAGAGGCUCGUACACCGUGGAAUGGAGGUGUGAUGAUUCGGAGAGCCGAAGCGAACAGGACAGUGGCAGCAGCUGCGGUUUGUCCAGGUCCGACAGCUUGGAAGGGUGGCGGUGCCCUCCGCUGCCGGGUCAAGUUCCUGUAGAGCCAACAGAGACUUCAAGAGGCCGAACUGCUCAGGGUGCCAUGGAGGCUUCUCCUGUGAACAAGAGCUCAACAGAAAAACCUACAAGGAAGAGGAAAAGAAUUGGUCGUUUCCUCGACUGGCUAUGGGAGGCAAUGAAGGGUUCUUUCUGCUGCUGUUGCCACAGUUGUGCUGUGGAUGUUGUGGAGCCUUUUGUCCCUCCAGCAGAUCUGGAGCCAGAGCCUGAUCCAUCAUCAUCACCUGAUCCUGAUCCUGAUCCUGAUCCAUCAUCGUCACCUGAUCCUGAUCCUGAUCCUGAUCCAUCAUCGUCACCUGCACCAGAUCUCUCCGGCGUCGAGCCAAAUAAUGAGUCCUUUGAGUCUCUCUAUAAAGCGGGAGAGAUGAUUGGAUGCGGAGCGUUUGGCAGUGUGUACAGGGGAACACGCAAAUUUGAUGGCAAAAGGGUUGCCAUCAAGCGGAUGCGCAAGUUUGACAAUUUUCUUUAUCUUGAUAUUCCUGGACAUCCCGAACCUCUCAUUACAGAAGUGGCGCUGCUGCUAAUGAUGAGGCGAGAACCCAUAAGCCCCUACGUCAUUCAACUAUACGAGUGGUUUGAACACCCUCGCAAAUUCUCUCUCAUUAUGGAGUUCCCCGAACCCUGCGAGAGCUUGCUGGACUUCAUCACUCGCCGUAAUCCUGAAGUGUGUGAAACAGUAGCACGGGUCUUCACGCAACAGGCUGUUCUGGCAGUUCAACACUGCAUCGAGCAUGGCGUUUUUCACAAUGACAUUCAUGCGCAGAAUUUCCUGCUGAAGAGAAACUCGUUAGACCUCAAGCUGAUAGACUUUGGCUGCGGUCAGCUAUUCAGUAGUGAGGGCUACGAGAGCGACAUAUACCUUGGAAGACAGGAUCACUGCCCACCUGAAGUCUUCACAGAACCCAGAUUCCACGCCGUCCCAGCAAAUGUCUGGGCUCUAGGAGUGAUGUUGUAUGAGAUGGUGAACGCAUCUCGUCCUUUUCACAGUAGAACGGAAGUCAUAGAAGCCAAAGUUACAUUUCAGAAUUCCAACUUAACCAGAGGAAAGAGCACACUUGCUGUCCUUGGUGGAGGGCUUGAGCUGGAGACUCGACCCGAAGCCUGAAGUCCAACCCCAACCUGACAGGAACUCAAGCCGCCACACCAGAGAGAUCAGAGCCUGUCCACGUCUGAGCAAGAACAUGAGAGACUGAAGACUGGA